AUGGACAACGUGGCCCAAGGGAUGGUUAACAUUGGACAGCCAUGGGCUACCGCUCCUAGUCGGUUUGUGAUUCCUAUGGACGGCACCACGGGGCAAACAGGAGUCAUACCUGGGAUUAGUGGAACAGGUGUAGUGGCGCUCACGCACAUGGAGGACGGAGCAUCGACAACAGGUGAUGUGCAACCGGUCGCGCUUUUUACGAAUCCACAGGGAGUCUACAAUACAUUUUCGGGGACGUGGGAUUCACCACCUGGUCACGUAUGGAACGGUAAAUAUUGGUAUGAACCGAGGAAGGCUGAGCGUAAACGGUUAGUUGUGAGUGCGAAGUCGAGUGGUGGCCAAGAACCGAAGAACGCAGGCGCCAAGAUCAAGUUCAAGAGAAAUCGCGAACUCAACUCCAGUGAUGAUGAGGAGGCGGCGAAGCCAAGGAAGAAGCGUUUGAAGGCGGCUGUGCGACAGACGACGACGGAUGACAAAAAGAAGAACAUUGUGAAGUCGAACGGGGUUGAACGAUCCAACAGUGGGCAGCAAGCGCGUGGCAACGAACAAGCCAGCAGCGUUACAUGCUUCCGAUGCGGCCAGGAAGGGCAUUGGUCGAGACAGUGCACGAGUCAACCUAGACCGAAGUGUUAUGCGUGCGGGAAGCUCGGACAUUAUGCUCGUAACUGCACCGAUACCGAAGCCAAGGCACGGAACGACGAGUACAUGAAGCAGCGAAGUCAAGAGCCACUACCAACAGCGGGAAACGCGAGUCGAGCGCAGUAG
Molecule: messenger RNA, 765 nt
Organism: Phytophthora nicotianae INRA-310
Lineage: Eukaryota; Oomycota; Peronosporomycetes; Peronosporales; Peronosporaceae
Exons: 1
Coding region: 1-765 (254 amino acids)
Biological process (GO): positive regulation of cytoplasmic translation
Cellular component (GO): cytoplasm
Molecular function (GO): single-stranded RNA binding; translation regulator activity; zinc ion binding
Source: RefSeq, a predicted model, not a curated record